AUAGAUCGAGACAGAUGGCGUAAGUUGUACCUUUGUAGACGACGUUUACGUGUUAAAUAAAGUGUUUGAUAUUUCGAGAAGGAAGAGCAAGCAGCUGAGACAGAAGAAGAUACGCGACACGUAAAAGAUACGUUUACGGGCACUUUUUGUGAAACUGUGUAUGUAAAAAGCUGCCGUCGAGACUCGAGAGUCGAGAGAAGAGGAUAAGUUCGAACAAAGUCGAACAGUUGCGAAAAUGGCGGCCAAGAGCGGUGGCAGUGAUGAGUGGUCAUCAGUAAUGAAACCAAUACUAGCAGUAUCGCAUGGAUCGUUUGAUAAAAACGAUGUCAUUGAAUUGGCAAAGAGUAUCGUUAAAUGCGAAAAUAAAUUUGUCUUUCACGAAGAACAAUAUGACACCUUCUACACGUCUGUCGCAGCCCUUACGGCUGAUCAUCUCAGCGGUUGCGCCAGUACAUUUUCCAAAAGUCAAAUAUCGAUAGUUUGUCAAGCGUGUAGAAUAUUACUUGGCCGCUUGGUAGACAAAUUGUCUGAAAUUCAACUGGGAGAUGGAACUCCUACUAUUUUGAGCACAAAGCAGUUGUUGCUUCCAAUUCGUGCUCUUUGUAUGGGACAGUCGUUGCUUUCAUCCGCUGAUGAAGUAGCUUUAAUAGCUGCUAUAAAAAAUUCCAAGAUACCUCCCUGCGUCAAGUCCCAAUCACCUGGAGUUGAAAAAGAUUCUUCUCAGUCCUCGAAAGACUCUGCGAGAGUACGAUGCGAUCUCUCCAAUAGCAUUCUAGAACAAUUGACUAUGCCUCUACAAGACUUUACGCUGUCUGUGCCUCGUGUUAUCGAAAGCUCCAGCGAUGGCAGCAAUAAAAUUACCAAUGACAAUACAGCAAACGAACCUCACUCCGACACAAAGACAACAUUUGUUGUAAAUAAUAUAAAUAUUCUCCAAAGUAUGGGUGCAGGUGACAUCCUUCUGGACAUGUGUCUGAAUCUUCCACACUUGUCGCGGUACAUUCGUAAAUAUCAAGCGUAUUUAAACAAAAAAGGUUUCAGUUUACCUGCUAAUGCUUCGGAAGCACACGCUAUACGCCAUAGUCUGCAUUCCGUAGCAAAUGACAUUAAUAUCGUGCAUAAUGUAAUAUCUUUGCCAUUAUUGGAACCGCUGACUACGGUCAAGCUAGAAAAGCUAUCGGUCCUGACCAUGUCUUGUCUGUAUUGUUCGAUCGCGAACGCGACCGCGUCCAGCAUCGUUGGAAUAACGAAUGCGGUAUCGCCAAAAUGUAGUACAAAUACCUCUGCUGGAACACAAAUGAAUCAAAGUGGGAAAAAUAUGGAAGAGGAAUACGAUAGUUUGGCAAUUACGGUUGUCGAAAAGAGUCUCGAAAUAUUUGGACUAGUCUCGAAUGUGAUAAAAAACAGUACGCGAGCAGGUGGCCAUAUAUUACAGAAUCAUUUAUUAAUUGGUGUGUGGCUGUUGGUGACUGGUUUGCAAGCUCAACUUUCAGUAAGCAGUUUUAGCGCGGCAGACAAGGGUAAGGAAGAAAAGGGAAAAUCACCUAGUAAAGCACGCGAUGGAACUGCUCGUGUCAAUCUGAUGAAAGUCCAGCAAGGUUUUGGAGUGCUUUCAGUAGCCUUGGCUUCUCAUGCGCUCACCUUAAUGAGCGCUCUAUUGGAAGAUGUAUCGGUCGAAGCGAUUGCCGAUUCUUCGGUUCCACCUGAGCCAGCACCGUUAGAUAUUUUGUCCACCGCAACUGCGCUUCAGAGAGCAGUCACUUUCCUUCAAGCAGUACCGCUUAAUCAUUUAUUGUUUUAUUUAGCCACUAUUAGUUACAGAAAGGCUUGUACCUUGAAAAGGGUACAGAAGCAUCCUUUCGAAGGCGAUGCCUUAAGUCAGUCCGAUUCGACGACUUAUUACGAGGAUCUGUUAAGUUGUUCAGAUAAUUCUACCGAUGAAGAGGAGGACAGCGAACCGAUUUUGGGUUUAUGGUUUGAGGAAACCAUCGCACCGUCCGACGAAUCACCUGCGACUGGUACAAAGGAACCCAGUAACGAAACAAGCGCCGAACGAACAGUAACCACUAUUGUUCCUGACAAUCGUGAACCUCACGGUUACAUAUCCCUGGCCACUAAAAUUUUUCAAUUUAUGAAUCAACAUUUAAUCGGUAGUAGAAGCUGUUACGUGCGUGAAUACGUAGUAAACGGCUUGGUUGAACAACAGAUGGUUAUAUUAGCAGCAAUAAUCAGAGAUUUGGAUCAUGAAACUGCUAGAACGGAAACAGGUACAAUCUCGGUAUUCUAUGGUGCAACUUUAGGCACCAUGUACUCUGAAUUCUCUCAAGCUUUGAGCCGCUACACCCACAAUUUACUUGCUCGCAAUACAUUGAGCGAGAGUUUACAAAGCACUCUUCUGCAACAUUUAGGCGUAAAUCCUUGGGCUGGAACGGAAAGUACAACUCCGUACACCUGGCCACUUCAAGUUUAUCCGAGAACGUUAAGCGUACUAGCACAGGUUCUUUUGCUGAAACCUCAGUCAGAAAAAGAAGCGGCAUGCAUAAGUAUAUGGCAUCGAUUGGUGACAACAAUGGUGGAGAACGUGUGCAAUCCACCUUCUACAUUCGAAGCGGAAAAUGAAGAUUUAAACGUGGAACACGCUCAGCUGGUUUUAAUUCUAUUUCAUUCCCUUAAUUUAAUGCAAAAGAAAUCUGUAUUGCUUGUAACUGGCAGCGGCGCUGUACGUUGCAGCGAAGCAGUUAAAACUCCUAUGAAAGAUUCUCAGUUACUACAUUUGUCACGAUUAUUAUUAUUACUCGAAUACAUGAUGAAACACCUUUAUGACGCGCCUCCUGCGUUACUCGAACAAGUUCAGUGGAAUCUGUUUUCGGCGACAAGUCUGGUUUCUGAUGCAAAAGAUGGUAAUAAACAAACGGCCCGAAUUUUUACCUCGUGGACCGAAAUUGAAGAUAAUUAUCGUAAAUACGGUACCCAAGACGAAUUCUCAAUGAAGCCACGAUUUUACAACCUUUCUACUACGGAUUUCAAUAAUCAAGACACGCCAAAGUUGGAUGGAUUGGCAUGCAACUUCAUUUUGGGCGCACCGGAUAAAAUGAAGUAUCCACUUUUAGUCGAUGCGUUAAUAGAUAUCCUGAAUGUUCUGAAUCAGACAGAUAUGCAGAAGAAAAUUAAUAACGACGAUAAAGAAAAAAUGUCAACAUUUUUAGGUCUAUGCGCUAUUCGUUAUUGCUUUUCCAUAUGUUGGCGUUUGUUACUGAUGUUACCACCCUCUACUCCGUACAUGGAUAAACUGGCUCUCGGCGAGGAAAUUCCUGCUGGACCUAUGCUGCUUUACUCUUUGAUUUGGGGGCCCAGAGCUGCUUAUAAAACUUUUACCAGUUGGAUGAAGGAUUACCUGGUUAGGCAAGGAAUGUAUACUCAGUACGCGGAGAAUCUUUUAAAAACUGUAUCGUCUACUGUCAACGCUCUCAAGUACGAUAUUACGGUGGCAAAGAAUUGUAUCACGGCGCUGAAACCAGAAACUAAUUUCAAUGAUCAGAUAAUGCCAAAAAGCGCAUUACCGAAGCUUAGCUCGUUAUGUAUUUUGGCUGCCGUCAUCGGUAAAUUACAAGUUCUUUUCGACGAAAGUAUAUCAAAAAAUCAAAACGAGAAUGUGGAAAGUUCAAAAAAUACACAAAGUUCGGAACCUGCAAGUACAAAUACGAAUACGAAUACGAAUACGAAUCCGAAUCCGAAUCCGAAUACAAAUACAAAUACAAAUACGAAUACAAAUACGAAUAUAAAUACAAAUAUAAAUACAAAUACAAACAAAAUGAUGGUUAGUAUUCUUCCUCACGUUCUUUCUCUAACCGAGGCUAUUUUGGCCUCGUGUCGAUCAAGUAUACUUCAUCAAAUGAUCGAGUCGUUAGAAGAAGAUGGUAAAUAUGGUCAACGAGACUAUUUGGUACUCGAUGAUAUAAUUGCGAUGGCGGGUGCAAAUUGGGCUACCGAAGCAUCCUUGAUCACUUUUCUACCAAACUCUGUAAAAUUAAUUCUCGAUAAAUGGAAAGCCAUCAACGUUACUUACAUACCAUGGAAUACCUACGCGAAUGAUAUUAUACCGGCUGAAAGUUACAUUCUGAUAACUGUGAAUCAUCAUGUGAGCUCGCUUUCCGAAUAUCCAACAUUUUCUAUUAAUCCGUCUCUGAAGAAUUUGUUGCAUAGCUUGGUUGCUUUUAUAGUAGAAUAUAUUACUCCUAGUACUGCACCGGAAAACUCGGAGAUACGUUCUCAGGCGCUGAAUAUUCUUGUCGCAUUAUCUAUGGACGCUCGUACGGAUUACCUUCAAGAUAUGACCAACAAGGCUUUGACAAAAAUGUUAGGCGAUACCGACAACGAAGCGCGACAGCUACGGGAACAUUUGUUUAUAUUGCGUGACACGUAUAAUUUGAUAAUCGAAUAUACCAAUGAUUCCCAGGAUCCUGUAAAUAUCACGAUAGAUGAGAAAAUUUUGAAACGGUGUAUCAAAUAUUGGGAACAGUUGUUGGAAAAGCCAGUUGGAUGUAAAGCUUUGGAUUUAUUCUUUGCUCCCAAUACCAAUCGGUCUCUUGUUUCUGUAUUACUCUGUAUAACGUCUUCACAGUCGUCUCAGCAAUUCGCUACAUACGUUUUACGUUUCUUCAACACGCUAUUCAGAACAGCUGAAAAAGGAAAUUACGGAUCAUUGGAACGUCUUUGCGGAUCUGUAUCGAACCUAGCUCACGUAGAAACAGAGAAAUUACAAACAUGGUUAAAACAAGUCAUCUUAGGAGCAACAAGUAUUUCCCCAAGCGCAUCAUCGACCAAUGUCCAAACACCUACGGUAGUAACCUCAAAUGCGUUGGUUGCCGUUAGUGGAACAGGAACAACAGAUGAUGCAGAAAAAGCGGACGAAGUCAGUAACGCGCCGAAUAACGAACAGGAUCAGUGGUUGAUCUUGUUGCCAGAUGAUUCUGUAAGUAAUAAUCAAUCGGCAAGCAUCACUGAUGAUCAACAGCAACAGCAACAGCAGCAGCAACAGCAACAGCAACAACAGCAAUUACAACAACAACAGCAACAACAUUCGAUGCAUGAAAACAGUCGACUUCUGCGAGCACUUACGAAUUACAUAGUAAAAGAAAAAAGUAGCGUGGACGAAGGUGUACCAGUGACAAUUCUUCGAGCUCUUAUACCAUUGGCUUAUCAUAUUCUUUCCCCAACGAUCGAGGGCAAUGGCUUUUCAGAACUGAUGAACGUCAUGUCGACGUUAGCAGAUGCCGGUUCCGAAAAGGGUCAUACUUUAUUGUUUAAAGCUGCGAUCGAGUGGAUCGAAUUAUGCAAAGAACAAUUGAUGAAUAAAGAUCUUGAGAGUUUGGAUAAACCAUUGCCGUUCGUCGAGGCUGGUUGCUGUAUAUUGAAUUAUAUAGCAGAUAUAGUAAGCGCGAUUUCUCCUCAAUCGAUAUAUUCUCAAGAUCGAGCAACAAGUCCACCCUGGGAGGGUGGUACGCCGGUAAACGACGUAAAUGACAGCGACUGGGUGGAUGAAAUUCCACACGAAGACGAGGAUAGCGCUGCCGAGGAUUCCGACGAGGAUAGCCUUUGUAACAAACUCUGUACAUUCACGAUCACGCAAAAGGAAUUUAUGAAUCAACAUUGGUAUCAUUGCCAUACUUGCAACAUGGUAGACGGGGUCGGUGUUUGCACAGUCUGUGCUCGCGUCUGUCAUCGUGGGCACGAUGUAACUUACGCGAAAUAUGGAAAUUUCUUUUGCGAUUGCGGAGCGAAAGACGACGGUUUCUGCCAAGCUUUGACGAAAAGAAGUCCUCAAACGUCCGAGCAUCAAGGUGGUGGUUGUGGUGGUGGUGGUAACGCCGCGGUUGCUGUUGGCAGUGGAAGUAGUACAGCUGUUUCCACCAGUGGUUCAACCGGCGGGGGUGUCACCGCCGGCCCCAGCAGUUAUAGCAAUGCGCACAAACAUUCCUCCCAAGAUAAUCGCGGCGAUCUGUUCCUCACGAAUAACAGUUUACGACGAAGAACUUCUAGCCCUUUUUACUUCUCUGAAAAACAGGAAAAACAAGGGCGCGAUAAACAAAGGCACGCGUAUUUAGCGAGGCAGCUGGAAUCAUCGAAAGAGUGGAUACAAACUCAUCUCUGGAAGGCUGGUUUAGUUUCAUCGUUGGUAGAUUUGACCGGUACGUUGCUACCAGUCGUGGAUGCGUCAUGCAAAAAGAACUCGGCUGUUGGUUGUCACGCGCGUGCUCAAACGGCACUGAAACAAUUACAUACGAUGGAUAAAAAGUUUGAAUACACCGAUCAAUUGACGCUUCCGACAUUGGGAUCCCAAGAGGGUGCAUUUGAAAAUGUUCGAAUGAAUUAUUCUGGAGAUCAGGGACAAACUAUCAGACAAUUAUUGUCCGCGCAUAUGAUACGUCGAGUCGCAAUGUGUUGUCUGUCGUCGCCAAACGGUAAAAGGCAGCAUCUAGCGGUCUCGCAUGAAAAAGGGAAGAUAACGGUGUUACAGUUGAGCGCUCUGUUAAAACAACCUGAUUCUUCGAAAAGAAAACUGACCUUAACUAGGCUCGCUUCGGCGCCUGUACCUUUUACCGUACUCUCGAUAACUGGUAAUCAAUGGAACGAAGAUUUCCUGGCCGUUUGCGGUUUCAAAGACUGUCAUGUAUUAACCUUCAAUACAUCUGGAACGGUUUCUGAUCAUUUAGUUUUGCAUCCUCAAUUGGAAACUGGUAAUUUCAUUAUAAAAGCGAUUUGGCUGCCUGGCUCACAAACUCAGCUGGCAUUGGUCACCGCGGACUUUGUCAAAAUUUAUGAUCUUGCUAAGGACGCGCUUUGCCCUCAGUAUUACUUUUUAGUACCCACUGGAAAAAUACGGGACUGUACGUUCAUGUACUCCGAAGACGGUGUAUUUUACUUGUUAAUAAUGUCGUCGGCUGGAUACAUUUACAGUCAAGUAAUGGACGAAGAAAGUUUAGCGAAACAUGGCCCGUUCUACGUGACCAAUACCCUUGAUAUCUAUCAUCCGGAAAUAAAGGAUACUGGUCAAGUUGGCGGUGGUGGUGUAUCAAUUUAUUAUUCCCAUGCUUUGCAAUUGCUUUUCUUCAGUUACACGGGUGGUAAAAGUUUCAUCGCGCCUCUCAAGUACAUGGAUACCGAACUAACGACCGUUUUCCAAAUCAAUCUCGCUGGUAAUAAAAGUUCGAACGGUAACAAAUCGAAUAUCAAUCAACCACAACCACUAUGUCAAUGGAGCGAGGUAGCAAAUCAUCCUGGACUGAUUUGCUCUGUUAUACAAACAACAAACAAUCCUGUUAUAUUGAUGAUCAAACCGGACACGAUAAUGAUUCAAGAGAUUAAAGUGAUCCCAGCAAAGGCUAAAAUAAUGGAUAUGGUUGCUAUAAGACAUCCGAGUUCGAACGGUGAACACCGUACAACCUUGAUAUUAUUAUGCGAAGAUGGAAGUCUAAAGAUCCAUAUGGCCGGAAUGGAACAAACCGGAUACUGGAUGUCAUCCAUGGUUCAACCAAUCGGUACGUUAUCAAACGUAAAACCAGCGAGAAAAAAGAAAACAACCAAGGCUGGAAAACCUUCGAAUUCCAUCAGUUUUCCCAUUGAUUUCUUCGAACAUUGUCAAGUGAUGAACGACGUUGAAUUUGGCGGCAACGACUUGCUGCAAAUUUACAAUGUAGCGCAAAUCAAGCAUAGAUUAAACACCACCGGCAUGUACGUUGUUUCUACAAAAGCAAUGGGAUUCAACGUUGAAGUUACCAAUAACGAUCCUGUUUUGGUAAUGACUGGAAUUAGGAUACUCCUUGGAAAUCAAGAUAUUCAGAGGGCCCCAGUUUAUAUAGAGGUAUUUGGUAGAAGCAUAUACACAACCCUGAAUAGAAGCCGAUGGUUUGAUAUUCCCUUAAUGCGAGAAGAGAGUCUUCAAGCUGAUAAAAAGUUAACCAUCACGUUUGGACCGUCUCAAGAUCCUGAAGGUGUUAUUAUGGUGGAUUCCAUUAAAAUAUACGGUAAAACGAAAGACGCGUUCGGUUGGCCGGAAGAGAUAGAGGAUGUUCCAUCUGGUCAGUCUACAUCUGCACCAGUAACCGCUAUAAACAAUGAUACGGACAGUGCUCUGGUUGCACCUGCUCCUUUAUCGUCUGUUGAUAGCUCGAGGAAGGCCAAUUCCCUUAAUAUCGAAAGAAUGGUUGCGGGCAUGUUGGAAGUACUCGAAUUGUCCUUCAAUAUUCCUACCAACGAUGAGAACAAAUUAUCGUUAAAGUCUACGGCUGUCGACGUGGCGUCAAAGUUGUUAAUAUUGCCAACUCCGCCUUUGGUGCAAAUUCAUACAACUGCUCUUCUUGCGGCAUUGCAUUCAUCCAAACAGGCAUAUCAUCUCCAUAAGGAUCAUGUGCUACUCUCUCAUGUACUAGAUUCGUUAAAAUCGAUGCGAGAACUGAAUGACGCGCGGGACAUUGACGCGGAAAAUUAUUACAGGCUUGUAUUGAUUGUUCGAAGUAUUUCCGUUUCACGACCACAAAACCUUGCUAAAUUUACUGAUCAGUAUACAAAUAAGUCGAUAGAUGAGACAAACAUAGCAAUUUUUGAAAAGGAUCGACAAAAUGUUAGCCAAUCCUGCAAAACCGUCGAUGGAAACCAACAGCACUUGAUCGUUCAGCUUAUGGAGAUUUUGUGGGCUUUGCAUAUGGCGUAUCCAAAGAAUAUGGCUCUGGCGCCUGUUGUAGUCCCAGGACUGACUCAUGCCGAAGGAACGAUUCACGCGAUAGUUGAAAUAAUCCAUGCAUUUACCACGUGUGACGUUGAGAAAAAUGUUCCAUUGGCUGCUAAAUUAUAUCUCCAGUUGUUACUCUCAUCCGAUACCACGAUCAGUUUUACUGCUAAACAGGCGAUAAUUCGCGUUCUAAGACCAAGAUAUAAGAAAAGAAGAGUUUACAUACCAAGUCCACCCAAUUCUAGUACUCCAGGAACAGCGGUAGAUGCUGAAGAAAAGCCAUCAUCCUCCUCCGGACAAUCGCAUCGAGAGGCGAUAGCAGUAAUGUCAGCCCCUAUUCCGGCACCGACAACAUCAUCGGCUGAUACUGAACAACAUUUGGAGGUUGAUUCUGUAGGAUCGGUGGAUCCUCUAGCGGUGGUGCUAGCUGCGGAGAGCAAUCAAGGAUCUAGUUCAUCUGCAAGCGGUGCUGCGACGACAUCCACUGCUACGAUUAGAAACGCGACUGGUAGCAGUAGCGCUGCUGCUAGCAGCAGCAGCGGAUCAGCGACUACAAGAGGGGCUGUAAAUUCUUUUGAAACGUUACUAAGCUCCGGAAGUUUUUCACAAAUAUUAGACGUACCACCAGACACCGAUGACGAGGCAAUGAUGGAACUAGCGAUCGCGCUUAGCUUACAAGAUGAGGGAGGAAGUGCCGAUUUGCAAGUACUACGACAAGGAUUUCAACAAAACAUAUCCAACUUACAAGGCCUGGAGAACCUUCAGAACUUGAGUGGACCAGCAUUGCAGAGUCUACAAACGUUAGCAGCACAGGGUUUGGUUCAAGUUCAAACCACCAGUCAAAGUCAGGAAGGUGGAGGACAUUAUUCAGAUACGACAGCAUCUGCUGGUGGUUCUGACGACGAGGGAUCAACUGCCGCUACCGAUGGUAGCACGUUAAGGACAUCUCCCGCAGAACAAGGCGGUAGUGGUGGUAGCAAGGGUAGCGAGAGCGGUGGAAGCGAAAGCGGAGCAAGUGCUGUAGACAGUAUGACGGGGGAACAUAAUGUAUCGGGAAGGAGUUCCGCUUACGGAGACAAUGGUCCCGACUCUAUACCUCCGAUCGGAGGAAUUACAGUCAACCAAGCACCACGUACUGAAAUUAAUUCCGUGGGUGUUCCCACGGCUUUCACCGUUAUCGAACAAGAAGAAGGUACGGAACAGGAGCACGUUACCGAACAGGAAAAUGAUACUAGUUGCGAAAAUACAGCAAAACUCCAUACCGUUCGCUUACUGUUACUCGACAAACUUAUGCAAUUUAUACCAAAUUUGACAAACGUACCCGGUGUCUUGGCAAUCCCAUUUAUGCAGGUUUUAUUAAUGUUAACGGCCGACUUGGAUGGACAAGACGAAAAAGACAGAGGUUGCGUCGAACGACUGCUUCGAAUAUUAGUGAAAGAAUUAGAAAUGGAUAAACCGGAUACAACAAAUAUAUGUCAGCGCAGUAAUAAAAGAGAAGUUCAUUUGGUUAUUAUGCGACUGUUAAGUGUUUUAAUGUCUCGUUCAAAGUAUACUGCUAAAACACAGAGCGAAAAUUCAAAUUUCGUUUCUCAAAUGGCAGCUGGAAUACUCAGCAAAGCAGGAGUAAUUGACUAUUGUUUGACGUUAUUGAAAGCAUUGUUGGAAUAUUGGAAAACGACAUCGACCGAGGAAACAGGAACUAUACUCGGUGGCCAAUUACUUAAAGAACAUCUUACGACUUCGCUACCAGAUAUGUCACCAUUCUUUUUGCGGCAACACGUGAAAGGUCAUGCCGGUGACAUAUUCGAACCGUACCCUCAGUUAUUAACUGAAAUAGUAUUGAGAUUACCUUAUCAAGUGCACAAAUAUGCAGAAAAUAAUUCGUCACAAGCAGCGUUUGAACAGCCAUGGUACUUUUAUCUCUGCGAAUACAUGAUGUCGUAUCAAACGCCUCUGGUUAGACGUCAAGUACGCAAGUUACUUCUUUUCAUCUGUGGUAACAAAGAAAAGUACAGACAGUUACGGGAUUUGCACGCUCUAAUUUCCCACGUUCAGUCGGUACAGCAGUGUUGUACCGCCGGCGGAUUUGACCCUCUUCAAACGCGUCCACAUUCCAUCAAUUUGCCAUACGAUUCUUUGGUGGAAUUAAUCGAACACCUCAAGUGCUGCGUCGAGAUUGCUACAAGCCGUACCGGAAAUUGGCAACGAUUCUGUUUGAAACAGAACACAGUGCUGUCUUAUCUGUUUACUAUAUCAACGCUGUUAGACGAGGGUGUCAGCCCUACGGUGUUGCAGCUAUUGCAGUGCGCUAUAUGUUCGAGUAACAAGUCGAAGGAGACGAAGGAUAGUAAAACGAAGGAGUCGAAAGCAGCAAAUGCAGGAAGCAAAGAGAGACGAGAGCGCGAAAAGUCUGAAGAUUCUGAUACGGAAGCUAAAUUCGAGGAAACUCAGUGCUUAGCUUUAGUUGAACAGAUUCAGAAGCAAGUAUCUCCGAGCCUGCUAACUAGAUUCAUUCAGACUUUUUUACUCGAAACGAACAAUACCAAUGUACGCUGGCAGGCUCAUUCUCUGAUACUGGCUAUUUACAAAAAUUGCAAUCCAGCUGAUCAAGAGAUUCUGCUAGAUUUGUUGUGGCGUCUGUGGCCCCUGUUGCCUGCAUACGGCAGAAAAGCAGCUCAGUUCGUGGACUUGUUGGGAUACUUUUCUCUAAAGACACCUCAGGCGAACAAGAAGAUGCACUGUUACAUGGAGCAAGCGGUUGCGGUUUUAAGAGCACAAAAUCAAUUGCUUGCGCGUCACCCGAAUGCGAAUCUCUAUGCAAAUUUGGCUCAGUUCGUCGAAUUGGAUGGCUAUUAUUUGGAGAGCGAGCCCUGUUUGGUGUGCAACAAUCCCGAAGUUCCAAUGACGACGAUCAAACUUUCUUCGAUCAAAGUCGAUUCGAAAUUCACGACAACGACGCAGAUUGUGAAAUUAAUUGGUAGUCACACAAUCAGUCGAAUCACUCUUCGUAUCGGUGAUUUAAAGAGAACAAAGAUGGUGCGCACGAUCAAUAUAUAUUACAAUAAUCGCUCGGUUCAAGCUGUGGUCGAGUUGAAAAAUAAACCUGCCAUGUGGCACAAAGCGAAGAAGAUAACGUUAGCUCAAGGACAAACAGAGAUCAAAAUGGAGUUCCCUUUACCGAUCGUUGCUUGUAAUCUAAUGAUCGAAUACGCGGAUUUUUACGAGGACAUUCAAGCUUCUUCCGAAACGCUUCAGUGUCCACGUUGUUCAGCGAACGUACCAGCAAAUCCAGGUGUCUGCGCAAAUUGCGGAGAGAACGUGUUUCAAUGCCACAAGUGUCGUGCAAUCAACUACGAUGAGAAGGAUCCGUUCUUGUGUCACGCCUGUGGUUUCUGUAAAUACGCGAAAUUUGACUACACGCUAACCGGAAGACCCUGUUGCGCCGUCGAUCCGAUCGAAAGCGACGACGAUCGGAAGAAAACUGUAGCAACGAUCAAUGCUUUGCUCGAGAAAGCUGACAGGGUGUACAAGAAUUUAAUAUCGAAUAAACCGACUUUGGAAAUGUUGUUGGUUAAAAUAUCGGAACAUCGGUUGGAUCGCACCCUCGAAGAUGGUGGCAGUAGCAGCGCUAUUCAGGUGUCUAGCGGAAGUACACAAGUAAACAGAGCUAUACAACUGCUCGCUCAAAGAUAUUGUGGCGAAUGCAAAACUUCGUUUGAAGAAUUAAGCAAAAUCAUACAAAGGGUGUUGGCUUGCCGACGAGAAUUGGUAGCAUACGACCGACAGCAACGAGGUCAGAUGGUAACUGGCAGUGGUGGUAGUUCCUCUAACACCAUCACCACCACCACUACCACCACCACCACCAUCAUCAUCGGCGAUUCAUCAAAUCCCAAGGAAGAAUGUUUGAGAACAUCGACAUCGACAUCGACAUCGACGUCAACUUCGACAGCGGCAGCGACGUCAACGACGGUGACAACAACAAAUACAACCACAACGUCGAUAAGCAGUAGCUCAGCGAGUACACCAGCCGCGAUCGCAACUGUGAAUAAUCCUCAGAGUAUAGGUCGUUGUUACGGCUGCGCUACUGCAGCCACGGAACACUGUCUCACCUUGUUACGGGCUCUGGCUACCAAUCAAGUCGCUAAAGACGUGUUGUGCAAACAGGGCUUGAUUCAAGAACUGGUCGAACAUAAUUUACGCAAGGGUACGGUUCAGAUGCAGGAAGAGGUGAGACAGUUGCUUUGUCUGGUAACUACGGAUAACGCUCAAUCCACUAAAGAACUGUGCUCUCUGUUGACCGGUCGUAUCACGUUGAUGCUUCGUGGCCGAGUCUCUACUUCGGACCUGGCACUGGCGGUACGUCACGAAAUGGCUUUAUUGGCUGCCCUUAUUCAAAAGGAAGAUGCAUGCUGGGAGCAGAAACUUCGCUGCAUCAUGCAAUUGUUCCUAAUGGCUUGCAAGGAAUCAAAGAGCCCCGUUGUUAUGGAGAGUAUCAUUUUACCCUGCUUAAAGAUACUCCAGGGUCUGGUGAAACCGGAGCAACCGGUCUCGAAAAAGAACAAAGACAAGAGUAUAGAAUCAUUGGCAACCGUACAGGUACCCGAAUGCGUGACCAUCGAUGUAGGGAAAUGGUUAAACGGGGACCCAAAGCAUUCCUAUUCCGAAUGGAUUCGUCGGAUGCCAAGCAAGAAGCCGACGGAAUCGACGACGACGACGACGACGACGACGACGACGACGACGACGACGACGGCGACGGCGACGACGACGACGACGACGAAGCCGUUGAAGAAGGAGGAAACACGAGUACUCUAUUUAAUGGAAAAAUAUGGACACAGAUGGCGUAAUAGAUGCAAUAGAAGGCAACAACAGCAAGGAGUUCAGCCAUUGAAAUUGGCCGAUGGCGCUUGGCUGAAGGAAGUCCUAUUCAAUCCGAGUUCUCGACUCGCUCGACAAGUCGCCUGCAACAUGAUCGAGAGUCUCUGUCAAGGAACAGAACGGAAGAAGGAGGUGUUGGUACUGUUGACCUGUUACUUGGAAGAGUUGCGUACAGCCGGCGAAAGCAGUACCGAAUUUCUCGCGUUGUACCAAAGUUUGAUACGGCAACCACCGUGGAAACAGUUCCUGGCAGUACGAGGGGUGAUGACGUUGCUAGCGGAUCUUUUGACCAGGGAAAUCGAGGAACUCCACCGGUUGGAAGAAACGACUCUGACCAGUGAUCUGGCUCAAGGUUAUUCCCUAAAGAUGCUUACAGAAUUGAUGGCUACGUUCCUCGAACAGGAGAACAUAAAACAACAGUACAAGGGUCGGCUGGUAGCCGCUGUUCUCAAUGGUUAUUUAUCCCUGAGGAGGCUGGUCGUUCAGCGAACGAGACUGAUCGACGACACGCAAGAGAAACUGCUCGAGCUUCUCGAGGAGAUGACUACCGGUACCGAGGAGGAAACGAAAGCGUUCAUGGCGAUCUGCGUGGAAACGGUGCAAAAGUACAGCGUCGAGGAUGUACGUACACCGGUGUUUAUCUUCGAACGGCUAUGCUCGAUCAUUUAUCCAGAGGAGAACGACGUCGGUGAAUUCUUCUUAACCCUCGAGAAGGAUUCGCAACAAGAAGACUUUCUUCAAGGCAGAAUGUUGGGAAAUCCUUACAGCAGCCUCGAACCUGGAUUAGGGCCGUUGAUGAGGGACGUGAAGAAUAAAAUCUGUCAGGAUUGCGAGCUAGUCGCUCUGUUGGAGGACGACAAUGGAAUGGAACUGUUGGUCAACAACAAGAUCGUCAGUCUCGAUUUACCGGUGAAGGAAGUGUACAAAAAGAUUUGGGUAAUGGAGGGUGGCGAAUGCGACGCGAUGCGUGUCGUCUAUCGAAUGCGAGGAUUGCUCGGUGACGCUACCGAGGAGUUCGUUGAGAGCCUGAACGCUAGUAGCGAACAGGAAGUGAACAACGAGGAAGUUUAUAAAAUGGCGAACGUUCUUGCCGACUGCGGUGGCCUCGAGGUGAUGCUGAAUCGUUUAGCGGCCAUCCAGGAUGUGAAUCGAGCCCGUCCGCUACUUCAAGUACUCCUCAAGCUGUUUCGUCUUUCGGUGAAGGUGAAGAGGAACCAAGAGGUGCUGAGUAAGCCAGAACUCGGAGCGGUUACGGUGUUGCUCGACGUGCUGCAACGUUGCCUUGCCAGCACCUCCGCCGAAUCAGACAAUUCCCAGGCAAAGGUUACAGAACAGCUGUUGGACAUAAUGGAAACGAUUUUAACGCACGCCGCUUCGCAACCGCUCUCAACGUUUGAGAUAUUCUCCCGUACAUUGGGCGGACCGGAACACGUAAAGGCCCUACUCUCUUGCACCCAGUCGACCGCUGUCAGACAAAGUAGCAACGUAUUGGCGCACGUUGCCCGCGUAUUGGCAGCGCUUACUUACGGGAAUACCGAGAAAAUGGCCCUGCUUUACGAUUACUUCAAGCCUGUCCUAAACUUUUAUAAAUUCGACUUUGAACACACGCCGGAAGACGAGCAAAAGCUCGAACUCUUCUGUAUUCUAACCCAAGCUAUCGAGCGCAACGCUAUCGGUAAUACACUGAAGGAUUACAUGAUCGGGAUGGGAAUCGUGGAACACGCGUUCGAAUAUAUAACCGUACACGCGCCUUGCGUAAAACCGACACUCUUGAGAACGGACAGCGACGAGCUGAAGGAUUUCAUAUCGAAGCCGGCCUUAAAAUACAUUCUACGCUUUCUUACCGGCCUAGCAACCGAUCACGAGCCGACGCAACUCGCUGUCUCCCAGGUGACGAUCAGCAUCAUUCACCGACUCGAACAGGUAUCCUCGGACGAGCACGUUGGCUCGUUGGCGGAGAAUCUAUUGGAAGCAUUGUGCACCAACAAACGCGUCGCUGAAUUGAUCGAGGAAGCUCGACAACAUACUCGUAGCGAGAAGAAACGCUUGGCAAUGGCCAUGCGAGAGAGACAGUUGGGCGCGUUGGGAAUGCAAACAAACGAUAAGGGUCAAGUAAUGGCCAGCGGAACGAUUCUACAACAAAUGGAAGAUCUAGGAGACGAAACAGGGUUAGUUUGCGUUAUCUGCCGGGAAGGGUACAAAUUUAAACCGAACAUGGUUUUGGGCAUAUACACCUUCUCGAAACGUUGCAACGUGGAAGAGUUUGAAACGAAACAGAGAAAGACGGUAGGCUACACAACUGUUACCCACUUUAACGUCGUUCACGUUGACUGCCAUAUGUCGGCGGUAAGAUUAGCGCGCGCCAGAGACGAAUGGGAAAGCGCGGCUUUACAAAAUGCCAACACCAAGUGUAACGGACUGUUGCCGUUAUGGGGACCUCAAGUUUUGGAAUCAGCUUUCGCUGGUUGCUUAGCCAGACACAAUACCUAUCUACAGGAGUGUACCAGCCAUCGAGACAUAUCCUACCCAUCCACCGUUCAUGACCUGAAAUUGCUAUUGCUACGAUUCGCUCAAGAGAAAAGCUUCCACGAGGAUAGCGGAGGAGGAGGACCUCAGUCGAAUAUGCAUUUGCUUCCGUAUCUCGUUCACACGGCUCUUUACGUGAUUAACACCACAAGAGCAGCAGCUCGAGCAGACAAAACAUUAAUGGGAUACUUGGAAACACCUCCUGGACCCAGCUGGCUCGAGAGUUGUUACGAAGCCGAAGGACCAUUUUACCAAUGCACCAUGUCACUUUUGCUUCUUACACCAGCCCGCUGGAAUACCCAUAGACUUGCUCAUUUCAAUAGAUUGAUUGUUCUUGCUCAUCAACGAUACAUUUCACCGUCAGCUGCGACCAAGACCAUUACCGAUGUAACCGUGAAGCAUUACGCGGUAUACAAAAGCGCUUUCAUCUUUUUUGGGCUAAUCGAUUCUAUUUAUGCCAAUUUCUUCAAGAAAGUCAACGUAUCGACAGACGAUCAAUGGCCAUCGGUUUUGGCCGAAUACAUCAGACAUAACGAUGAAGCCAUGCUAAAGGCAUCGGAACGCGUACUUGCUACUUAUCGCGACGAACUCUUACCUUGUACAUCUUUCGAAGAAUUUUCUGAUGUUCUCGGCUUGUUGGAAGAUAUAACAAAUCCUUCUACGUACAUAAGCGACCUUUUGCGAAGACUUGGUUAAGCAAUAAUACGAAUCCUAUUAAAAUGAGUCCUCCCUCCUCCUCCAUUUCUCUUUUAACUUUUAACAGAAAUAUCACGAUUUAAUGCGUUAAACUUCCGAAUUCCACGUUUCUUUUACUUUCGUUGCUUUUCAUCAGUAUAUAAAAUAAUAUUAAAGAAAAAAGAAAAGAAAAGAAAAGAAAAAAAUGUCGCUCGUGUAUAUCUUCUUAGGUCUUUUGCUAAAUCACCGAUUGCUUUGACCUCAAUUGUUCCGAUUAAUAUACUCGCACCGCUGUGUACAUUGCGGGUGAUCCUUUUUGCUUUCGGUAGGAUAAAAAAAAAAAAAAAAACGUUCAGUAUAUCGCGUGGUGUUAUUACUCGAUUCUAUGAUUGUACGUUUAAAAAAUGAAAACAAAUAUGUGCUUUAAUAAAAAUACGAAACUUUGA
Messenger RNA from Osmia bicornis bicornis, 17250 nucleotides. RefSeq names its product protein purity of essence (gene poe). Gene Ontology annotation, molecular function: zinc ion binding; protein binding. The coding region runs from base 236 to 16825 and encodes 5529 amino acids. The record is from RefSeq and is a predicted model, not a curated record. NCBI's taxonomy places the organism in Eukaryota, Metazoa, Arthropoda, Insecta, Hymenoptera, Megachilidae. The transcript is spliced from 41 exons.